Messenger RNA from Amphibalanus amphitrite, 922 nucleotides. Its product is annotated as probable 39S ribosomal protein L49, mitochondrial. The coding region runs from base 110 to 616 and encodes 168 amino acids. Lineage: Eukaryota; Metazoa; Arthropoda; Thecostraca; Balanomorpha; Balanidae. Gene Ontology annotation, cellular component: ribosome; mitochondrial large ribosomal subunit. Gene Ontology annotation, molecular function: structural constituent of ribosome. The transcript is spliced from 5 exons. The record is from RefSeq and is a predicted model, not a curated record. Gene Ontology annotation, biological process: translation.
UUGACUUACGCUUAUGAAAGUACAGAGGUCAAAUGAUGACUGAAGGCGAAUCAUUGGCGAGUGCAUGGGUUCAUUUUCCCGCAAACUGAUUUGCUCCUAAGCAUUUGUCAUGUUUUUAACGCACACAGUCAGGAGACUGGUAAAUGCUCCUGCCAGUCAUCGACUAUGCUUGGCGCGGCGGCUGCUGCACGUCCGCCACGAGCCACCGCCUCCGGCAGAGGCGCUGCCAGCUGUGGAGCCGGUGGAUGUUGACUGGAGCCACGUAGAGCGGCUGCUGCCGCGCCGAACGGUUCCCACGCCCACCGACAAAGCGGCCUACCCGUCCGGCUGGACACCUCAGCGAGGUAACCCGUCACUUCCAUACUCGGUCCGCCGAUCAGUGAACCACAUGUUGCCAGUCUACCUGCGCAUCAUGGAGGAUGGCGUCAAACGGCUCACUGUGGUGCGCAACGUCCGUGGAGAUAUCUGGAAGUUGCACGACGAGCUGAAGCGACACCUGGAGGAGGCCAACAGCCGCUACAUCGCCUCGCGUGUCAACGAGGUCUCCCUCUACGUCCAGUUCAAGGGGGAGUACGUGCAGCAGGUCAAGGACUGGCUGAGAGAGCGAGGACUGUGAAUGACGAGAGAUAAAACCCCAUCCAGAGACUGAGGGAGACGGAGUGAGAAAAGUGCCGGUGUCUUCAGUCAGGUUUCGUGUGUGAAAAGGGUGAAUGAGCAUUGUGAGCCAUGCCUGGUUUCGCUUUUUUUUUAAGCGCCGCCAAAAGAUACGAAUUGUCACCGACGUGUUUAGGGGAGCCUUGUGAAGAAUAUGCUUUGUGGAAGCUGAUGUCCAUCUACAUUCACUAACUGGUACUGUUUGAGUUCGCAUCAUAGGUGGUAUGUCGUGAGCAAAGCGUCCAAUAAAUGUAUGCGUGUAUAUGAA